AUGGCUGAGCUUGUGAUUGGUGCUUUUCUCUCUGCUUCCUUCGAUCUCUUGCUGCAAAAGAUUGCUUCUCCUUAUGUUAAAGACUUUUUCAAGGGAGAAAAUGAAAGUUCUGUUAAAGAGAGGCUUUUCAAGUUGAAGUCAACGUUCAAUUCUCUUGCUGCAGUUCGCUUUGAGGUGGAGAACAAGAGAAUCAAAAACCCUGCUGUGGAGAAGUGGCUGGACGAUCUUCUGGAUGCUGUUGAUGAUGCUGAGGACUUCUUUAGUGGUAUUGAAUACGAUGCUAUGAAACCCAACAAAGCUGAUGAGUCAAAGAAAGAAAAACGAAAGGCAAUAAGUAAGUUACUCUCUUGUUUCUCUAAACCUUCUACUUCAACUGACCGUGUAAGGAAUGCAAAUAUGGAGGAGAUUCUCAAGAGGUUGGAGUACUUAGCCAAUCAGAUUGGAAACUUGAAUCUUGAAAAGAAUGUUGUCGAGGUGCAACCAUCAGGAAGUUCACGUGUGAAGACUUCUCUGCCAGAUGAACCUGAACUUUAUGGUAGAAAGACUGAUGAAGAUGCUUUAAAGAAGUUGUUGAUGUCGGAUGAAGAUAGUAGUGAUGAGAAGAUAUGUGUCAUUCCCAUAGUGGGGAUGGGUGGGAUAGGGAAAACUACCCUCGCUCAAACUCUUUUCAAUGAUGAACGAGUGAAGAAGAAGUUUGAAUCUAGAGCCUGGGUGUAUGUUUCAGAUAAAUUUGAUUCCACAGCUGUGACAAAAAAUCUCCUUCAAGAAUUAGCACCGAGUGAUGCUGGUAAUGACAUGACUUUGAAUUUACUUCAAGUUAAUUUGUCAAAUAAGUUAAUGGGAAAGAAGUUUUUGAUUGUCUUAGACGAUGUUUGGGAAGAUGAUUAUGCGCAGUGGACAGAAGUGAUGAAGCCUUUUAACGGUGGAGCAAAAGGCAGCAAAAUAAUAGUAACAACAAGAAAUGGAAAAGUUGCAGAUAUCAUUCGAACUGUUGAUACACACCAACUUAGAGAAUUAUCAGAAGACGAGUGUUGGGCACUAUUUGUGAAACACGCUUCUAGUGAAAACUCUAGAAAUUAACUGAGAUCCCAAAUUUAGAAAGGAUCGGUAGAGAAAUUUCCAAGAAAUGUAAUGGUUUACCUUUAGCUGCUAAAGUUAUGGGAGGCAUCUUGAGAUCAACGUUGGAUGUAUGGAGAUGGGAACAAAUAGCAAGGAAUAAUAUUUGGGAGUUGACACAUGAAAGGAGUCAAGGCCUUCCUGCUGCCUUAGAAGUGAGCUACUACUAUCUUCCUCUACACUUGAAAGGUUGUUUUGCUUUUUGUUCAAUAUUCCCAAAAGGCUAUCAAUUUCAAAGACAAGAGUUGGUCUUAUUAUGGAUGGCGGAAAAUCUUGUCAUGCGCUCCAAGGGGAAUAGAAAAAUGGAAGAAGUUGCCGGUGAGUACUUUGAUGAUUUAGUAUCUACGUCAUUUUUUGUAAAAUCCAAGGACAGGAGCGGUAGAUCUAUUUUUCUGAUGCAUGAUCUACUUGUGGAUUUGGCUAAAAUUGUUUCUGGAAAGUAUAGUUCUUUAUUAGAGCACAAUGAAGACACUGUUAAGUUCGAGAAGAAGACACGUCACCUCGGAUGUUUAAUGGAACAUUCUACUAAUAACAAGGUAUCUAGCUAUGAUUUUGAAGGUACACAUUUGCGAACCUUUUUAACAUUAA
This is a messenger RNA of Cannabis sativa, 1704 nucleotides long. Its product is annotated as putative disease resistance RPP13-like protein 1. The coding region runs from base 1 to 1080 and encodes 359 amino acids. The record is from RefSeq and is a predicted model, not a curated record. NCBI's taxonomy places the organism in Eukaryota, Viridiplantae, Streptophyta, Magnoliopsida, Rosales, Cannabaceae. The transcript has a single exon. Gene Ontology annotation, biological process: defense response to fungus. Gene Ontology annotation, molecular function: ADP binding.